Molecule: messenger RNA, 1515 nt
Organism: Monopterus albus (swamp eel)
Lineage: Eukaryota; Metazoa; Chordata; Actinopteri; Synbranchiformes; Synbranchidae
Product: claudin-4-like
Exons: 1
Coding region: 958-1515 (185 amino acids)
Cellular component (GO): bicellular tight junction; membrane
Molecular function (GO): structural molecule activity
Source: RefSeq, a predicted model, not a curated record
GGUUUGACUCAGCAGCUCAGUUUCAAGUUGCAUCAAGGUCACUACAAAAUGGUAAAGGAAGUAUACCACAUGUAGUGACUCAACCAAGGUGUUAGACCUAGGAAGGGACAGGUACUGCUGUUUGACUAAAACAAGCUUGAAUUAAUUUAGCCUACUCUAAUCAGCAGUAAAUCUAAAUCUGGGGGGACUGAGUCCUGAUGACAGCACUAAUAUAUCAGAUGAGAUGUCUCAUCUUUUGCUGAAUUUUCCAGACCUUUUGUUUGAACAAUCAAAAUGGUAGGCUAAUGCAUUGCACCUGACAAAUGGUUGUGGCUUCAGAACCAUGAAAUGGCUGUCUUAUAGAUGUGCUUUUGUGGAGAGCUUUUUUUCUAUGCAGCUAGUAUUGCAAAAACUGGCUAUCCAGCUAAUCUUGCAUGUACUGGCUUUGCAGAAGGGUUGAUUGAGCUUAAAUGUGUAAAUUGUUAAGGCAAACAAGCUGUUGUAGAGAUGAGAGGGCGAUGGUGAGAAACUUGAAGCCCUGCUAAACAUGUCUUUGAAACCUCCACAAAGCUUACUGACAUGGCUCUUAUGACUUGUAGGGAAGCAAUUCAGAAAUAUCUAAUAUGCUUACAGCUACAAAUUGAAAGCUAUUUCUAAUCAUUAAAUCUUUGGAAAGAUCAUAGCUGUGAAAUGAUUAGUCUUAUUUUGGGCCACAAGGGCUAUUUUUCACAUGACCACUUUCUCACAAUGAACAGGAAUUAGGACAAGCAGAAAACUUGAUCUGCAACCUAGCAAAGUCCCCUCCCUAUUCUCCGCCUCUUUAUACAGUGCCUGCAGUGCAAACACGUACAACAAACACAACCAGCAGCAUUUCCAGCCAAGAGACAACUUUUUGUAAAAAUGAUCUUCAGCUCAAAGGAAAGUGGGCUUUGACUUUGACAAACAAAUACAUGCCUUGAAUUUCUUUUUUUUGGCAACAUGGGGACUCAGAUUGCAGGUUUGUGUUUGGCAAUCUUUGGCUUUUGCGGCACCAUCCUUAUCUGUGGCCUGCCCAUGUGGAAGGUGACGGCUUUUAUUGGGUCAAACGUUGUUGUCACUCAGGUCUUCUGGGAAGGUAUAUGGAUGAACUGUGUGAUCCAGAGUACAGGCCAUUCACAGUGCAAAGCCUAUGACUCUGUUUUGGCUUUACCACAGGAGCUGCAGGUCUCUCGGGGUCUGAUCUGUGUCUCCAUUGCUGUCAGCGUGGUGGCCAUUGGGCUUACUGUGGUGGGGACCCGCUACACCAAUUUCUUUGAUUAUGACUUGAGGAACAAAUACAAUAUGGGCAUGGCUGGAGGUGUGGUGUUCAUAAUAGCAGGCCUCUUGUGCAUUAUUCCUGUCAGCUGGUCAGCCUACAGCAUCAUCUCAGGUUUCUACAACCCAGUGGUCAGCGAUGCAAGGAAGGGAGAGCUCGGAGCUUCCAUAUAUGUGGGCUGGUUGUCUGGAGCUUUGCUCGUCAUUGGUGGAGGGAUGUUGUGUAGCUCCUACGGAUGCUGA